Messenger RNA from Trichogramma pretiosum, 3057 nucleotides. RefSeq lists its product as uncharacterized. The coding region runs from base 1036 to 2793 and encodes 585 amino acids. The record is from RefSeq and is a predicted model, not a curated record. Gene Ontology annotation, molecular function: protein binding. The transcript is spliced from 5 exons. Lineage: Eukaryota; Metazoa; Arthropoda; Insecta; Hymenoptera; Trichogrammatidae.
UUUCACGGAUGCUUAGCGCUAGUCAAUUACAAAUUCUCACAGUGUUAUGAUUACAAUUUAAUUAUGUCUUACAUAUUCAUCUGGUGUAUUUCUAUCUACAAGUAAUAAAUAAAUACGAUCAAAAGAACAGGUUUCAACUUUUUUAUACAUCAAAAUGUCCAAUUCAAAAGAACAGUUAUCCAUGAUCUUAAAUGACUUUGAAACGCUCACUCAAGCGUUGCUUUUGAGUUAUUUUGCUCCCAAAAAUCAAAGGAUUAAUGAAGAUAUUAAGCUUAGUUGUACUCAAAUUAUUGAUUUGUUCAUAAUUAAACAAAAAGAAUUACAAAGACUCUUGAUUGAAAUUAAAGAGAAGGUAAUAAUUCAAAAAGAGAUAGAAACAUUGAAGAAAGCAGUAAGCUCUAAAGACCAAGUAAUAAUAAGCCUGUGGUCAGAAUUGAAAAAGGCCGAGGAAAUUUUAAGAGAAACCAUGCGUAAAGCUGCAGAAAAACUUCAAGCUAUGAGGGAGGCCAAAACUAAACCCGUUGAUUCAAACGAUUUGAUAAAAUACGCUGCAAAACUAAGCACCUAUGACAAUGCUAUAACAUCACCUUUGGAUUGGCAACCGAGUGAUCCAAGACGUCCUUAUCCAACAGAAACGGAGAUGAAAUCAAGCUUAUUUUACGAAGAUACUAACAAGUCUAAUCCCAAGGACACUAAAAAGUUUACAGGGUACACAGUAUUAACGCCAAGUAGUCGUAUACCCAGUGGGUAUUACCCAUGUUAUCAUUUCAGACCACGUCAUUCUGAUUAAUUUUUUAAUGAUGAUGUAUCCCCAUAAAUAUCAAAGCAUUACUAGAUUGAAAUUGCCUUCUCUCGACACGACUUCGAAUUGGAGUUGAAAUUUCCCGCUCUAGCAGGAGUCAAAUGUAUCUUAUAACCUAAAUAAUCUUGAGAUAUGCCAAAGCAGCUGAGGCCUGAGCGCCGAGUAGUUGAUUGUUUACUCACAAAAGUGAACUGAAUUUCAAAGCAGUUUUGUAUUUAGUUUAUUUUCAAAAAAUGGAAGAAGAUUCAAGUAAUUUGCCACACAAAAAAAUUACAUUGCUUUUCAUGGACGAAGUCUACAAAUUAGAUAAAGAAAAAUUAAUGUCUGAGUGCGAAUAUUUCAGGACAAUGUUUAAUCAAGCGUUUAGUGAUUCCAAAGACGAUAUUAUCAAAAUCAAAUUUGCUUUUCGACCAGACUCUUUUAAGGACUUUUGCACUUGGAUGGAAAAAGAUUCACCCCCGGCCGACCUCGAGAUUCCACGAAUACCCGGAAAAAGUUGCUUGGAGCAUCUCGAGUACAGCGAGGACUACGAUCACUUCGAUCGACUUCGAAACCUUCUGGAAAUCAGUCUCGUGUAUCACGCCAAUAAUUUGAUUCGCGAUCUCACCUCCAUCGUCGCUCAACACUGGCUCAACAGUUGCUCGAAGAAUCAGCGCUAUUUCUUUGACAUUUGGAUCUCGUCGUUGGAGCUGCGCUUUCCCGAAUUAGCCGAUCUUGCCAAAUUUCUCUGUUGCCAGAAUCUGCGAUCGCUCGAUCAAAGCCUGUUUUCGAGAAAAGAAUUGACUCACGAACGUUUCGUAUCCCUCAUGGGUAGCGUUCACCAUACAGCCUCGAAAGAAUAUCUUUCGAACGUAAUCGAUGCUCGAUUGUCCGUGGAAGCCGACGAUUUGAAGCGCAAAGAUCUCAACGAUUUAUUAAAUAGAAUUAAACUUGCCAAACGUGAGUCAUGGACGAUGAAUUGUUUUUUCGUUGACACGACUAAAAAAGAAGGAUCUGAUUUUGUUAUCUCGCGCGAUAUUUUCAGUUUAAGGCCAAAGAAAUGUGUUGUGAACCCGCACAACAAAUUCGAAAGAUUGAUAAAUGUUUGGAAAACGAUGUGUGGAGAUAACAAAGAUCUUGUGGGCGCAGGAAUUAUAGGCAAAGGUAGCAACAUUUUCAGGGUCGGUGGCGAGAUACGAAUCGGCUCCAACAAGUUUCUAUUGAACGUCGGCCGCUACUGCCUGAUAACCAAGCGCUGGUACUACUUGACGAGGCUUCGAACUCCUCGCCGACACAUGGGUCUCGCGAUCAGCAACGAUAAACUGAUCGUCAUUGGCGGCGUCGGACGUUACCGAAUGAAGCAGUCCUCGAUAGAGAUGCUCGACAUGACGGAGAACACGUGGACGCGCGGGCCCGAACUACCCGAAACCUUCACCGACAUACCGGCCUGCUGCGUCGUUCGGGGCAUGGUCGUCAUUCACAUUUCGCGACUCUACAUUUUUAACCCUCUCAAAAACUCGUGGAUCGGUAUACAGAGCAAUCUCCAUCCUAAUUUACUGCUUGGAGUUCGUACUUUUGGAGUUCACGGAGAUACGGUUUACUUUGUUACCAGCGAAUUCGAGCAAAUUUUGGCUUUCAAAAUUCAGUGGGUUCGAGACGCUUGCGAGCACGACGAUGGAGACUGCGAAUGCGACAUCGUUGGCGCAAUAAUAUCUCAAACGCAAGUAAGCCAAAACCAAGAUCUUGGGAUACUUCUGAACAUGACCAUCGCCAAUGAAAUUCAAAGUGUGGCCUUUUGCAACGAAGUCGAUGAUCUCUUUAAUUUGGUGUCCACGACGGAUAGUUUUCAAAAGACGAGUGUCGAGUACAGUCGAAUCGACGAAAGUAAAAAAUUGGUUGAAAAAUUUGCACUCAAAGAUUUUCCAUCGUUUGUUUUUAUUGGAAAUGGUUUUCAAGUUAUUGAUCCAGAUUAUAUUAAUUUGAAUCACAUGGAAGUACCUUUGAAUGAUUAAUAUUGUUCACUCGUAUUUCUAAGUAUUAGUAUCAAAUGAUGAAGUUAUCAUAACAUUUGUGGUAAAAUAUUUGACCUAAUACAUGUUAUUGCUGUUAUUUUCAUCGCAAAAACUCAAAGUACUGCGAGAUGUUAGAAAUAAAUUAACAUCGACUAUUGAGCUGUAUCAGCUCACGAAAAAAUUAUACAUUAUAAGGAAUCAUUAGCUAAAUUGAACAAGUGUAAAAAAUGUAUUUUAAAUAACUUUUUACGAAUAAAAUAUGCA